AUGGCUGACGCUAUGGAUGAAUAUGAGAAAGAAGCUGGAUGUGUCCCUAUCCUCCAUCCAGAGGAGAUCAAGCCCCAGAGUCACUACAACCAUGGCUACACUGAGAAUGUCGGCCGAAAGAGCCACGUGGAUGACUACAGCACCUGGGACAUCGUCAAAGCCACACAGUAUGGCAUCUUUGAGCGCUGCAGAGAGCUGGUGGAGGCGGGAUAUGAUGUGCGUCAGCCAGACAAAGAGAACGUCACACUCCUGCACUGGGCAGCCAUCAAUAACAGGAUAGACCUGGUCAAGUACUACAUAUCUAAGGGUGCCAUUGUGGAUCAGCUUGGAGGAGACCUCAACUCAACGCCCCUGCACUGGGCUACAAGGCAGGGCCACCUCUCCAUGGUGGUGCAGUUGUUGAAGUACGGUGCUGACCCUUCGCUCAUCGACGGCGAGGGCUGUAGCUGUGUCCACCUGGCAGCUCAGUUUGGACACACCUCCAUCGUGGCUUACCUCAUCGCUAAAGGACAGGAUGUGGACAUGAUGGACCAGAAUGGUAUGACUCCUCUGAUGUGGGCAGCUUAUAGAACACACAGUGUGGACCCUACCAGGUUGCUGUUGACGUUUAAUGUGUCAGUGAACCUGGGUGAUAAGUACCAUAAGAAUACAGCGCUCCACUGGGCAGUGCUGGCUGGAAACACCACUGUCAUUAGCCUGCUGCUGGAUGCCAAUGCCAAUGUGGAUGCCCAGAAUAUCAAGGGUGAGACACCACUGGAUUUGGCCAAACAGAGGAAAAAUGUGUGGAUGAUCAACCAUUUACAGGAGGCCCGGCAGGCCAAAGGUUAUGACAGCCCCUCUUACCUGAAGAGACUCAAAAUGGACAAGGAGUUCAGGCAGAAGGUGAUGCUGGGUACACCUUUUGUGGUCAUUUGGUUGGUAGGAUUCAUCGCAGACCUGAACAUUGACUCGUGGCUCAUCAAGGGUCUCAUGUAUGCGGCUGUGUGGCUUGCAGUGCAGUUCCUCUCCAAGUCCUUCUUUGACCACUCCAUGCAUAGUGCACUGCCCUUGGGUAUCUAUUUGGCCACCAAGUUCUGGAUGUACAUCACAUGGUUUUACUGGUUCUGGAAUGAUCUCCCUUUUGUCACCAUUCAUCUGCCAUUCUUACUGAACAGCGUGGCUCUGUUCUACAAUUUUGGCAAGUCUUGGAAGUCUGACCCAGGGAUCAUUAAAGCCUCAGAAGAACAGAAGAAAAAGACUAUUGUUGAGUUGGCAGAGACAGGCAGUCUGGACCUAAGCAUAUUCUGCAGCACCUGCUUGAUACGGAAGCCCAUCAGGUCCAAACACUGUGCUGUGUGCAACAGAUGCAUUGCCAAGUUUGACCACCAUUGUCCAUGGGUGGGCAACUGUGUAGGAAGUGGGAAUCACCGCUACUUCAUGGGCUAUUUGUUCUUCCUGCUCUGCAUGAUCUGCUGGAUGAUGUACGGUUGCAUCUGCUACUGGAGGAUCCACUGCGCGACCAACUACGCCAAGGAUGGCCUGUGGAUUUACAUCACUCAGAUAGCAUCCUGUUCACCCUGGAUGUUCUGGAUGUUCCUCAACAGCAUUUUCCACUUCAUGUGGGUGGCGGUGCUCAUCAUGUGUCAGCUGUACCAGAUCGCUGGCCUUGGGAUCACUACAAAUGAAAGGAUGAAUGCCAGGAGAUAUAAGCACUUUAAAGUCACAGCAACGUCCAUUGAGAGUCCCUUCAAUCAUGGGUGCAUGCGGAAUCUCAUAGACUUCUUUGAAAUCCGCUGCUGUGGUUUGAUUCGACCAGUGGUGGUGGACUGGACCUCGCAGUACACAAUAGAAUACGACCAGACGUCUGGCUCAGGCUACCAGCUGGUGUAGCGCGAAGAGGUCAGAACGAGCGCAUGCCGGAGAGAACGCGAGUGAGCAAGGGUGAGGGAGGGAGAGGAGAGGAGGGGAAGAGGCUUUUUCUCAAAGUUCACAUUGGAGUGCCGCUACUCUGAGAAACGCUCGCCUGGACCAUCUCCUUCACUGAAAGACUUACACUCAGCCAGGACUAGCAUGCUGUUAUGAGAAACAACCACCACUACUAUUACUACAACCAAGCCAACACCACCACUUAACGGCACCAUCACCGGAGCCCUGGUGCUCCCCUCUUUCUCUCCAGACCCCCUCCUCUCUCCUGCCAUAGAUAAAUGCACUGAGGCCAACAGAGCGGGCACAGAGGAGGAAGAGUGAAAUAAGGGAUCUAUACAUUUCAGUACAGGAAGUCAUCACUGCAAACAUA
Messenger RNA from Chanos chanos (milkfish), 2275 nucleotides. It is a transcript of the gene zdhhc17, whose product is annotated as zDHHC palmitoyltransferase 17. Gene Ontology annotation, molecular function: palmitoyltransferase activity; protein binding. The coding region runs from base 1 to 1869 and encodes 622 amino acids. The record is from RefSeq and is a predicted model, not a curated record. Lineage: Eukaryota; Metazoa; Chordata; Actinopteri; Gonorynchiformes; Chanidae. The transcript has 17 exons.